ACUUGGAGAAGUGCAAGCUUAAUUAGCUCAACCCAACAUCCCAUUCAAACAACUCCACCAGAAAAUUUCAGCGUUCCCUUCCAAUUUCCUUGCACCAGCCUCUUCUUCUUCUUUUUCAGAUUCAACACAAAGUAAGCAGCAAAAUCUGCUCCACCGCAGACCUUACCAACACAUGGGUCCGUUACCGCCGCCUUCGUUUUCCCCUUUUCUGUUCAUGUUUUUUGUUCUUCUCUUGCUUGUGGGUUCAGUACCCGACUCUGUGCACUACGGGAACGAGACCGACCGACUAGCCUUACUAGCAUUCAAGGCUGAGAUCACUGGCGAUCCCCUCAGGGUACUGAGCUCUUGGAAUGGAUCCGUCCACUUCUGCCAAUGGGUUGGUGUAACAUGUGGCCGUCGACACCAGAGGGUCACAAGGUUAAUUCUUAGUUAUGCAAAACUAACAGGGUCCAUUUCGCCUCACAUUGGAAAUUUAAGUUUCCUUAUGAUCUUAAGCUUGAAAAACAAUAGCUUGAGCCAUGACAUCCCCCAACAAAUUGGCAACUUACGCAGACUGAAAUUCAUGACACUGUAUAAUAAUUUAGUUACUGGUGAAAUUCCUGCCAAUCUCUCUCGUUGCUCUAAUCUUGUUGACCUUGAGUUUACUGCAAACAGGCUAACGGGAAAAAUUCCAACCGAGCUCGGUCGCCUAUCUAAACUCAAGCGAUUGUAUGUUGGAAAAAACAAUCUAACAGGAGGUAUGCCUCCAACUAUUGGUAAUCUAUCAUCUCUAAUAAACCUCUUAAUAACCUUUAAUAGUAUUGGUGGGAAGUUACCUGAUGGUCUAGGCCGAUUGACAAACUUGGAAAUUUUUGCAAUAGGGGACAACAAGUUCGUCGGUACAAUCCCUUCCUCGUUAUUUAAUAUCUCUUCCAUUACGGUUUUCGACAUCGGAGGGAACCAAAUCCAAGGGAUUCUUCCCUUGAACCUAGGAACUUCACUUCCUAAUCUCGAGUUCCUUGGAGUUGGUUCAAACUUGUUGACUGGAUCCAUUCCUAGUUCAAUAUCUAAUGCCACCAAUCUAUAUUAUCUUGGGCUGCCAAACAACAACCUUAGUGGGAAAAUGCCUUCUUUGGAUAAGGUGUGUAAUCUUCAGUGGUUAAUUGCUGGUUUUAAUCAUCUAGGAACAGGCGAAGCGGAUGACUUGAGUUUUCUCUCCUCUUUGAUCAAUGCCACUGAAUUGAAUGCGUUUGAGCUGAGCAGCAACGGUUUUGGAGGCGUGUUUCCUGAAGCAAUUACCAAUUUCUCCAUUCGUCUUAGUACCAUAUACUUGGGGGACAAUAACCUGUAUGGGAGCAUCCCAAGAGGGAUCGGGAAUCUGGUAAAUUUGCAACUACUUGAAACACAGAACAACCAUUUGACAGGUAACAUUCCUGCUGAUUUUGGGAAGCUUCAAGACCUGCAUCAAUUGUUUAUCGGAGGUAAUAGAUUCUAUGGUGACAUCCCAUCCUCUUUCGGAAACUUAUCCUUGUUACUAACUCUAGAUCUAUCCGAAAAUAAUCUUCAGGGAAGCAUCCCGUCGAGUUUGAGCAAAUGCCAGAUGUUGAUGGAGCUUACGCUCGCCAAAAAUAGUCUUAGUGGCACCAUACCCAAAGGAGUUAUUAGUCUCUCAUCAUUGUUUUCUCUAGACCUAUCUCAUAACAACUUGACUGGUGUCAUCCCCUUGGAAAUCGGGGUUUUAAAAAAUCUUGUAACACUAAAUGUUUCUGAGAAUUUGUUGGUUGGUAAUAUUCCAAGCAGCCUUGGUAGUUGUGUGAAAUUGGCAUCUCUUAAUUUGAAGGGCAACAAGUUCUGGGGAGUCCUUCCAUCAACUUUGAGCCAAUUGAGAGGCUUGGAGGAUCUAGACAUUUCUAUAAAUGAUUUCUCGGGAAAAAUCCCAGACUAUUUAGAGGGCUUUCAUUUCUUACAAAAACUAAAUAUAUCAUUCAAUGAUUUUGAUGGAGAAGUACCAAAACAAGGCAUAUUUACGAUUGCGGCAGCUAUUUCUGUUGAGGGAAACAAGAAGCUUUGUGGUGGUAUACCUGAUUUAAAACUACGCAAUUGCCAAUCCAAGGGAUUCACAAGGAAGAAAUUUACUCAAGUUGUGAAGUUGGUACUCCCAUCGUCCUUUGGGCUUGUAUGUCUACUUUUAAUGAUAUAUUUCGUGUAUCUUCGUUGGUUUAAAAAGAAAACAGAGGUACGAUCUUUCAGCUUUUUUGGCCACUCGUUUCCUAUGUUGUCUUAUCGGAGUCUAUUAAAAGCGACCAACGGAUUCUCUUCAGCCAAUCUAAUCGGCAUGGGUAGUUUUGGUUCGGUGUACAAAGGAAUUGUUGAUCUUGAUCAAAGUGAAAAACUAGUCGCUGUGAAGGUGUUAAACCUUCAAUCCGGGGGAGCUGCCAAGAGCUUCAUUGCCGAGUGUAAGGCCUUAAGGAGCAUCAGACAUCGGAAUCUUGUACAUGUCCUCACUGCAUGUUCAAGUGUUGACUAUAAAGGUGACGAGUUCAAGGCUCUGGUUUACGAUUUCAUGGUUAAUGGGAGCCUAGAGGAGUGGUUGCAUCCAAAUGAGAAAGAAGAUGAUGCACACAAUAAGUCGCAGAGUUUAAACCUUCUAAAGAGGUUAAAUAUUGCGUUUGAUGUUGCUUCUGCACUUUUUUAUCUUCACCACCAUUGCUCAGAACCAAUAGUUCACUGUGACUUGAAACCGAGCAACGUUCUUCUUGACGAUGAAAUGGUUGGACAUGUAGGUGAUUUUGGGUUAGCUAGAUUCCUUGUAGAUGCGACAUGUAUUGCUUCUGCAAAUCAAUCAAGUUCUAUUGGCUUACGUGGGUCAUCCGGUUAUGCAGCUCCAGAGUAUGGCAUGGGACAUGAAGUAUCAACGUCAGGUGAUAUGUACAGUUUCGGUAUUCUCUUAUUGGAGAUGUUCACAGGGAAGAGACCAACAGAUGCCAUGUUCGAGGGUAGUCUGACUCUCCACAACUUUGUUAAGAUGGCUAUGGCUGAACAAGUAGCAAACAUUGCUGAUCCAACAUUGUUUCAACAAGUAGUAAUGGGAGAGGCAAGCUCAAGCAUCAACAACUCUCAGAAUCAAAGCCCAGCUAGCAUUCACGAAGUCCAGGAGUGUUUGACUUCAAUACUUAAAGUGGGAAUAGCUUGUUCAGAAGAACUACCAAGAGAUCGACCGGAUAUCAAAGAUAUCGUUACUCAGUUGCAUGUCAUCAAGAACACUCUUCUCGGAGUUAGAGUACACGGAGGAAUUAAUGAACGCUAGUAUUGCAGCUUGAUCAUGUGCAGGUGCUUAAGGUUUGGUACGGGUCUUGAAGGUAUCUGUCAAGAGUACAACUUUGUGAUGCUGCAUAUUGCUUUGGGUACGCAUUAUGCAUGCUAGUUUGUUGUUCAAUUUCUGCAUUUUUUUUUCCAAGUUUAUGUUCCUCUUGUGUUUUUAGUUUGUUUCAAGCAUGAGAAUUUUCUCAUUUAAAUGUACUAUAAAACUUACAUGCAUGUUAAGUGGGACUUCAAUAGCAUAUAUGAGCAAAAUGUAAUUGUUUCUUGUCA
Molecule: messenger RNA, 3570 nt
Organism: Rhododendron vialii
Lineage: Eukaryota; Viridiplantae; Streptophyta; Magnoliopsida; Ericales; Ericaceae
Product: probable LRR receptor-like serine/threonine-protein kinase At3g47570
Exons: 3
Coding region: 173-3286 (1037 amino acids)
Biological process (GO): protein phosphorylation; hormone-mediated signaling pathway
Cellular component (GO): plasma membrane
Molecular function (GO): ATP binding; protein binding; protein kinase activity
Source: RefSeq, a predicted model, not a curated record